Messenger RNA from Acyrthosiphon pisum (pea aphid), 699 nucleotides. RefSeq names its product modular serine protease. The record is from RefSeq and is a predicted model, not a curated record. Lineage: Eukaryota; Metazoa; Arthropoda; Insecta; Hemiptera; Aphididae. Gene Ontology annotation, molecular function: serine-type endopeptidase activity. Gene Ontology annotation, biological process: proteolysis. Bases 318 to 677 code for a protein of 119 amino acids. The transcript has 4 exons.
UAUCAGAUAGCUUAGAUAUUAAAUGUAGUCAUAAUGGUAAGUAUGCUAAUUGUUCAAAUUUAUCGAUACUUGAUACAAUAGCAACACUAUCAUGCAAGCCAACAUUUACUGCACCAAAUGGACAAGAGAUUUCACUUGAAUUAUUUUGUCAGUCUAAUGGGCUGUGGAAUAAACAACUAUAUAGAUGCAAUCCAUAUUGCGGUAGAGUAUAUGUCGAAAACCAAGUAUUGAUCGACAAUGGUGAUAGAGCACUUGUUGGAACGGCUCCUUGGAAUGUUGGAAUAUAUCAGUUAAAUAAAAUAAAUUAUAAUUAUGACAUGAUAUGUGGAGGAUCAAUUAUUUCUCCAAAUUUAGUCAUUUCUGCGGCUCAUUGUUUUUGGCAAAAAGCUGUGUUAUCUAAGAAUAUAUCAGUAACGGAUGGUCUAUACAAAAUUGCUGUUGGAAAAUAUGAUAGAAAUAUUACAAUAAUUGACAAUGAAUUUACUCAAAUAAUAAAUGUGGAAAUGAUUCACCUGAAAGAAGGUUAUUAUGGACGUACUGGGUUUCAUGCUGAAGAUAUAGCUAUUAUAGUGUUACAAAACAAAGUUUCUUUUAGUAAUGGUGUUUCACCUGUUUGUAUCGAUUGGAACGGUAAAUACAAUGUAGUCAAUGGAAAUCAAGGAAAGGUUUGUUUGUAAUAUUAUUUUAAAAAUUAAAAUC